Messenger RNA from Mytilus trossulus (common blue mussel), 572 nucleotides. Its product is annotated as peroxynitrite isomerase THAP4-like. The transcript is spliced from 2 exons. Bases 150 to 557 code for a protein of 135 amino acids. Lineage: Eukaryota; Metazoa; Mollusca; Bivalvia; Mytilida; Mytilidae. The record is from RefSeq and is a predicted model, not a curated record.
CCCUUUCCGAUAACUAGGUUAUCUUCCCUGAAAUUUGGAACUCUCCUGUGAAAGGAGAUAGUGGUAAAAGUGCUUCCGGUAGGUAACCGGCAAACUGAAACGUAACUGGUUGCACGGUGGAUAAAGUCAGUUUAUAGCGAGAUAUAGUCAUGGGAAAACUAUACUGUUGUGCAACAAAUUGCCAUAACUAUAGUGGCAAAAGCAUAAAUGACAAUACUGUGACUUUACAUAGGUUUCCUGUAAAUAGAAGACACAAAUCUAUAUGGCAAUGCCGUGUCAGUCGCAAACAAUGGAAGCCAACAAGUUGUUCAAGGCUUUGUUCAGAGCAUUUCAUAACGAAGAGAGGUCCAACAAAAGAUCACCCAUUGCCUUCAAUAUUUGAUCACAAGAUAUUUAAGACCACAAACUUUGAUUCAUCUUUUAAAGAAUUUGAGGAAAACAAUGAUUGUACUAGUACUGAAGAUGAAACAGAUCGUGAUAUCAUUUGUGAUGGAAAUGAAGAGGCAAAUAAUGGCAUAGCUGAUGAUCCAAGUAAACAUCAUGGUCAUUUUGUUUAGUUUCUUUUGUCACAU